AUGGCCUUCCCCAUCCCCCCUCCGCCCAAGACGGCUCUUGGCUACCACCGCAUCCUCUCGCCCUCGGCUGGUGUGAGGGUAUCGCCCCUCUGCCUGGGUGCCAUGAACUUUGGUGAUGCCUGGAAGGGUUUCAUGGGCGAAUGUGACAAGAAGACGACGUUUGAGAUUCUCGAUUACUUCUUUGAGAAUGGUGGAAACUUCAUUGAUACUGCGAACAACUACCAGGGCGAGGAGAGCGAGGAAUGGCUCGGCGAGUGGAUGAAGGCGCGCAACAACCGCGACCAGGCAAAUCGUUCUUGCUACCAAGGCAACCACGCCAAGAGCUUGAAGGCCUCAGUCGCUGCUAGCUUGAGGAAGCUGCAGACCGACUACAUUGACCUCCUGUACUUGCACUGGUGGGACUUCUCCACCUCGAUUCCCGAGGUCAUGCAGAGCCUGCACCAUCUCGUCCAAUCCGGCAAGGUCACUUAUCUGGGUGUCUCCGAUACUCCUGCCUGGGUUGUCAGCAAAGCCAACCAAUACGCGCGAGACCACGCCCUGACGCAGUUCUGCGUGUACCAAGGGCGGUGGAGCGCGGCGGACCGCGACUUCGAGCGCGACAUCAUCCCGAUGGUGCGCGACGAGGGCAUGGCGCUGGCGCCGUGGGGCGCGCUGGGCGGCGGCGCGUUCAAGACCGAGGACGAGAAGGCCAAGGGCGAGGGCCGCAACAUGCGGCCGCAGAGCGACAACCAGCGCGCGGUGACGGUGGUGCUGGACCGCCUGGCCAAGGCCAAGGGCACGCUCAUCACCAGCGUCGCCCUCGCCUACGUCAUGCACAAGGCCCCUUACGUCUUCCCCAUCGUCGGCGGCCGCAAGGUCAGCCACCUCAAGGGCAACAUCGACGCCCUGACCCUCGAGCUGUCCAAGGACGAGAUCCGCGAGAUCGAGGACGCCGUGCCCUUCGACGUCGGCUUCCCGUCCAGCAUGCUCUUCGAGUUCUUCGGCCAGCAGAAGUGGCACUCGGAGAUGAGCACCUUCGAUAUCCCGCUCGUCAAGUCGGCCGGUUACCUCGACACGGUGCAGCACGUCCAGCCUAUCAAGCCGAGGAAGAUUGAGUAA
Molecule: messenger RNA, 1098 nt
Organism: Lasiodiplodia theobromae
Lineage: Eukaryota; Fungi; Ascomycota; Dothideomycetes; Botryosphaeriales; Botryosphaeriaceae
Product: Norsolorinic acid reductase
Exons: 6
Coding region: 1-1098 (365 amino acids)
Source: RefSeq, a predicted model, not a curated record